Knipowitschia caucasica is the source of this 6621-nucleotide messenger RNA. Lineage: Eukaryota; Metazoa; Chordata; Actinopteri; Gobiiformes; Gobiidae. The record is from the annotation of a GenBank genome assembly.
AUGGCGUCCUAUGACCAGCUGCUGAGGCAGGUGGAGGUGCUGAAGAUGGAGAACUCGACUCUGAGACAGGAGCUGCAGGACAACUCCACCCACCUGAGCAAGCUGGAGUCUGAGGCCUCCAACAUGAAGGAAGUGUUGAAGCAGCUUCAGGGGUCGAUCGACGAAGACACAGCCGACAGUGGACACGAGCUCAUGGAGCGACUGAAAGAGAUGAGCCUUGACCCGUCGGGGAUGAAGCCCAGGGCCAGGCCUCUUGUUCCCCCUUCAUCCUCUUCCUCCUCAGCCUCCUCCUCUGGAGGUCCAGUCCCCCGAAGAGGAGCACCACCUGCAGGCCAUGAAGGACACGAGAGAGCAGCUCCAGGCCGAGCAGAACGGGAGGGGCACGAGAGAGCAGCUCCAGGCCGAGCAGAACGGGAGGGGCACGAGAGAGCAGCUCCAGGCCGAGCAGAACGGGAGGGGCACGAGAGAGCAGCUCCAGGCCGAGCAGAACGGGACGGGCACGAGAGAGCAGCUCCAGGCCGAGCAGAACGGGAGGGGCACGAGAGAGCAGCUCCAGGCCGAGCAGAACGGGAGGGGCACGAGAGAGCAGCUCCAGGCCGAGCAGAACGAGAGGGGCACGAGAGAGCAGCUCCAGGCCGAGCAGAACGAGAGGGGCACGAGAGAGCAGCUCCAGGCAGAGAGGGACAUGAGAGGGCAGCUCCAGGCAAGGCUCUAGACGAUCUGGAGAAGGAGAGAGCGCUCCUAUUGGCUGAGCUGGAAAAAGAAGAGAAGGAGAAAGACUGGUACUACGCUCAGCUGCAGAAUUUGACAAAACGCAUCGACAGCCUGCCACUCACCGAGAAUUUCACGCUGCAGACAGACAUGAGCCGUCGACAGCUGGAGUUUGAAGCUCGUCAGAUCCGUUCAGCGAUGGAGGAACAACUGGGAACAUGUCAGGAGAUGGAGAGGAGAGCCCAGGCUCGAGUUUGCCGGAUUCAGCAGAUCGAGAAGGAGAUUCUUAAACUUGGGUCCAAGAACCAGGACGUAGCGCACACGACCUCUGAGCCCGGUGCUUUGACCCCUGCUGCUAGCUCCGGCCGAUUGGACCUGGACUCGGCCAAUGACAGCGCUGCUUUCUCUGUGCCUCGACGAAUCACCAGCCACCUGGGAACCAAGGUGGAGAUGGUGUACAGCUUGCUGUCGAUGCUGGGGACCCAUGACAAAGACGACAUGUCCCGGACACUUCUGGCCAUGUCCUCGUCCCAGGACUCGUGCAUUGCCAUGAGGCAGUCGGGCUGUUUACCUCUGCUCAUUCAGCUGCUCCACGGCAACGACAAGGACUCCCUGCUGCUGGGGAACUCUCGGGGCUCUAAAGAGGCUCGGGCUCGUGCUGCAGCCGCCCUCCACAACAUCGUGCACAGUCAGCCUGAAGACAAGAGAGGCCGGAGAGAGACCCGAGUCCUGCAUCUGCUGGAGCAGGUCCGGGUCUACUGCGAGUCCUGCUGGGUCUGGCAAGAGGACCGCAACCACCCCAUGCCGUCCCCGGUGGAGCAUCAGAUCUGUCCUGCUGUGUGUGUCCUGAUGAAGCUGUCCUUUGACGAGGAGCAUCGCCACGCCAUGAACCAGCUAGGAGGUCUUCAGGCCAUCGCGGAGCUGCUGCAGGUGGACUGUGAGAUGUUUGGGCUGAGCUCGGAUCAUUACAGCGUCACUCUGAGGAGGUACUCAGGGAUGGCCCUCACCAACCUCACCUUCGGGGACGUGGCCAACAAGGCCACUCUGUGCUCCAUGAAGGGCUGUAUGAGAGCCAUGGUCGCACAACUCAAGUCUGAGAGUGAAGAUCUGCAGCAGGUGAUUGCCAGUGUGCUGAGGAACCUGUCGUGGAGAGCAGACGUAAACUCUAAGAAGUCUCUGAGGGAAGUGGGAAGUGUGCGAGCCCUCAUGAGCUGUGCACUGCAAGUGCAGAAGGAGUCCACGCUGAAGUCCGUGCUGUCGGCGCUCUGGAACCUAUCGGCGCACUGCACAGAGAACAAGGGCGACAUCUGCUGCGUGGAGGGCGCGCUGGCGUUCCUGGUGGGGACGCUCACUCACCGUAGCCAUAGCAACACGCUCGCCAUCAUCGAGAGCGGCGGCGGCAUCCUGCGCAACGUGUCAAGCCUCAUCGCCACCAACCACACCCACAGGCUGGUCCUCCGGGAGCACGGCUGUCUGCCGACGCUGCUGCAGCACCUGAAGUCUCACAGUUUGACGAUCGUGUCGAACGCCUGCGGGACGCUGUGGAACCUGUCUGCGCGCGACGCCACCGACCAAGAGACGCUGUGGGAGCUGGGCGCAGUGGGGAUGCUCCGGAACCUCAUCCACUCGCGCCACAAGAUGAUCGCCAUGGGCAGCGCGGCAGCUCUGCGCAACCUGAUGGCCAACCGGCCGGCGCGCUACAAGGACACCAGCGUGGUGUCUCCAGGAGGGGGCGCUCCCUCGCUGCACGCACGUAAACAGAAGGCGCUGUUUGAGGAGCUGGACGCGCAGCAGCUGUCGGAGACCUUUGACAACAUCGACAACCUGAGCCCAAAGACCGCGCACCGCAGGGGGCGCUGCGCCGCCCCGGGCUCCCGUUCCUACGCCAACACGCCCGUCCUGUCCAGCCCCAAACGCCACGACGCCCGCGUCUUCCCCCCGAGCGUGCGGGCCUCCAGCGACAGCCUGAACAGCGUCACCAGCGCAGACGGCUACGGCAACCGCGGCAAAACCAAACCCUCGUCCACCACCGACUGCUGCCCCGAGGACGGCGCCGCCUGCGUCUACAGGAAAUACCCCGCCGAUCUGGCACACAAGAUCCGCAGCGCUAACCACAUGGACGACGACGGCGCCGAGCUGGACACGCCCAUCAACUACAGCCUGAAGUAUUCUGACGAGCAGCUGAACUCCGGGCGCCAAAGCCCGAGUCUGAGCGAGCCGCGAGCACCGCGCUACAGCAACAGUACGUAUGAACCGCCACCAGAACAGCCCAUUGACUACAGCCUGAAGUACAGCGCCCCAAAAGACGCUGCCCCCGCACCUAAGCUCCGCCCCCUGCAGCCUCCCGCAGCCAAUCGCGUGGCCCAGAAGGAGUCUCCGCAGACGUACUGCGUGGAGGACACGCCCAUCUGCUUCUCUCGCGGCUCGUCGCUGUCAUCGUUGUCUUCAGAGGACGAGGCCCAUGAGAUGCUGGCUGCAAAACGCCGCGGCGUUGCAGGGGGAGACCGCGACAACAGUAACUACCCCACGCUACCGGCGAGCGAGAAGAGCGAGGAACAGAAGCAGCGGAAAGAAGCAGAGAGCCAAACCGCAGACUCUGCCUCCAACGCCAAAAGCAAACGCCACCAUCACCACGAGACGCGCCACCAUCACCACUCUGCCUCAGGCGCCCGCACGCCCAAGAGCCCGCCGGAGCCGGCGCCGUUGUACGCUCAGGAGACGCCGCUCAUGUUCAGCCGCUGCACCUCCGUCAGCUCCUUGGACUCCUUCUCCACCUCCUCCAUCGCUUCCUCUGUGCGCUCCUCUGAGCCCUGCAGCGGCGUUCCCAGCGGCGUCAUCAGCCCCAGUGACCUGCCUGACAGCCCGGGCCAGACCAUGCCCCCGAGUCGUGCCAAGACUCCGCCCCCUCCUCCCAAACAGGAAGUGAUGUCACUACGUCCCGAGGCGGAGCCCAGCGCGGAUCUGCUGCUCCACUUCCACACAGAGAGCACCCCCCAUGGCUUCUCCAAGGCCUCCAGUCUGAGCGCGCUCAGUGUGGAUGAGCCGUACAUCGCGGACCUCAAGCUGGCCGAGCCGUACGAUGAGCAGGUGCGAGCGGAGCAGCAGCUGCAACCCGAGCACCUGGACAAAGCAGAGCUGUUGGAGGGAGAGUCGGACGAUGACAUCGAGAUCCUGGAGGCGUGCAUCAACAUGGCCAUGCCCAAGUCCUCACGCAAACACAAGAAACAGGCCCCGCAAGCCCCGCCCACUGAUUCAGCACAACCAAUCAGGAAGUCCAGCCAGCUGCCAGUCUACAAACUCCUGCCCCCACAGAGCCGCGUCCAAUCACAGCUCAGGAAGCAGGACGAGUCCGACGACAUGCCCAGAGUUUAUUGUGUGGAAGGAACGCCGCUCAACUUUUCUACCGCCACCUCGCUCAGCGACCUCACCAUCGAGUCCCCGCCCCCAGAGAAAGCUCCGGCCCCUGUGGAGGCCCCGCUCUCUCAGAGAAGGGCACCGCCCCCUCCGGCCAGGGCGCCGCCUCCUGAGGGCGAGAACGGAGACGACAUUUUGGCCGAAUGCAUCAAUGCCGCGAUGCCAAAGUCCAAACUACGCAAACCACAGCCGGUGUCUCGACCUAUAGCAGAGCAGAGCCUCCAGACCCCGCCCUCCCUGCCACCUCAAGUCCCGCCCCCUCUGAAUGUGCAGCAGCAGAAGAAGAAGCCCACGUCUCCGGUGAAGCCGCAGCAGCGAGCGCUCCGACAGAAACCGGGCUUUACCUUUGACUCACCGCGACACUACACUCCCAUCGAAGGCACGCCCUGCUGCUUCUCACGCAACGACUCUCUCAGCUCGCUCGACUUUGACGAGGACGAUGCCAAAGCCCCGCCCCCUGUUGUAGCCCUGCCCCCUCCGGUUGUAGCCCAACUCCCUGCUGUAGCCCCGCCUCCUGCCACAGCCCCGCCCGCCGCCCCCAAGCCUGCUGACGAGCAGCUGCAAUUCUCUAUGGAGGACACGCCCGUGUGCUUUAGCAGAAACUCCUCCCUGUCAUCGCUCAGCGACAUUGACCACGAGAACAACAACAAACCUGAAGCUCCGCCCCCAGACCCUGCCCCCUCGGAGCCCCGCCCCCCACACUGCUACAUCCCCAAAGCGUUUCACGUGGAGGACACGCCCGUGUGCUUCAGCAGGAACUCCUCUCUGUCCUCGCUCUCCAUCGACUCUGAGGACGACCUGCUGCAGGAGUGCAUCAGCUCUGCCAUGCCCAAGAAGAAGAAGAAAGCUCCGCCCCCCGCUGAGGCCCCACCCCCCAUCGAAGCCCCUCCCCCCCGCAGCCCUGUGUCACCUGACUCAGAGUCGUUCGACUGGAAGGCGAUCCAGGAGGGCGCCAACGCCAUCGUGUCCUCACUCCACGCCGCCGCAUCACUGUCACGCCAGGGCUCCUCCGACUCAGACUCUGUGCUGUCACUCAAGUCUGUAGGCUCCUCCCCCUUCAGGCUCAGGAAGGCUCCCGAGGUCACAGAGAGCCCCGCCCACAACGAGAGCCCUGAACACAACGAAAGCGAUGCCCACACCAACCCGCCCUCAGACCCCCCCUCCCCUCCUGAGCGCCGUGGCGCCCGCAUCCUGAAGCCCGGCGAGCGCAGUGCGCUGGAGCCGCGGCCGGAAGAGGACAAAGGCGUCCGCGGUGGGAAGAAGGUUUACCGCAGUUUAAUCACUGGGAAACCGCGCUCCGAGCCCAGCGCCCGUGGGCGCGCCAAACCCAGGGCUGUGAUUGGCCCCAAACUAGGAAGUAAUGCAGACGAAAAGACUGGCAGCUCAUCACGAGACUCCACCCCCUCCCGCAAACUCAAACCUCCAAGCCCUGCCCCCAAACCUCUGUCUGCAGCUAGCCCCGCCCCUAAACCUCUGUCUGCAGCUAGCCCCGCCCCUAAACCUCUGUCUGCCCCGAGCCCCACCCCUAAACCUCUGUCAUCUGCAAGCCCCGCCCCCAAACCGUCCUUAAAGCCCAAAGCAGCCGCGUUGCCGCGCAGCGACUCAGUGCAGAAGAAGUCUGAUGCGGAGAAGCCGCCGGCGCUUGUGCGACAGUCAACGUUCAUCAAAGAGACGCCGAGUCCGACGCUCAAACGCAAACUGGACGAGUCCCAGAGCUCCGCCCCCAUCGACCCACCCAGUCCCGACAUGUCCACUCAAAGCCGUGCCCACUCUGAGAGCCCGUCCCGCCCACAGGAAGUUACAUCAUCACGCAUCAACCGCACUGGCACCUGGAAACGAGAGAACAGCAGCGCAGCUAAUGCUAACGGAAAACACUCCACAUCUCUGCCGCGGGUCGGCACAUGGAAACGCACAGGAAGCUCGUCCUCCAUCUUGUCUGCAUCAAGCGAGUCGAGCGAGAGAGGGGCAAGUGAGAGGGGAGGGGCGAGCGAGAGGGAGGAGGAAGUGACAUCACAGCGCAGAGGAACGUGGCGUAAGAAGAAGAGUAGCUCGGGCGAGCGCUCGGGCGGCUGUGAAGACGUGUGGGUGCGGCUGGAGGACUGUCCUGUCAAUAACCCACGCUCCGCCUCUUCCUGCUCUAAUGCUCCGCCCAUAAUUGAUAGCCCCACCUCCCGGCUGCCCUCAGGCUCCGCCUCCUGCUCCAACCUGAACCUGCGCCGCAGCUGUGAGAGUUUAGAUGACAAACCGCAGAGAGUGGCGCCGCGCGGAACGGUGGCCGCACGCGUCAGUCCCUUUAACUACACACCGAGCCGCAAGACGGAGCCUACGACCACAAGCACCACUGUGGCUAGCACCACUGUGGCUAGCACCACCCCCACGCGGCCCUCGCUCAUCCCUACGCCUGUCACCAAGAAGCGUGAGCCCAAAGGAGAGGGAGGGGCUGGGGGCGGCGCCGGGGGCGGGGAGAGGGGCUCCUACAUUGUCACUUCAGUGUGA